CGUGACACAGUUCAUUCGAGAAAUGACGUACCUCAAGGGGCGCGCAUGACCUCUUGGACUGAAACAUGUAACGCAUGAUUUAGCGGAACAAAUAUCGCCUACCGAAAAGGAAAGUAAUUUUCGUCUUUCCUUUAUAGCUGUUCAGGCGACUGUGUUUCAAACUGGGAGCAACUUGGAAAACGCUUACGGAAAACUUUCAAACUUCAUCGACGGAGAAUACCGUGCCCUGUUUCUACAGUCCAGACAAGAUCAACACUUCUUGAACCCCUGUCCUAGUGAGAGGAACAGACCUAGUGAUGUCCCAACCUGACAGGAAUAUCUAUUCUUCAUUGGAGGGGGGCAUCCAGCCCCCAAAUGUAGGCUUUGGGCAGCCAAGCCCACCAGGAUAUGGGAUGACCUUACCCAACACGCAGGGAAUGUCGAACCCAUUUGGGGGGCCAGGGCCUGCUCCAGGGGGGAUGCCCUUCCCCACGCCUGGGGCAUUUGGUCAGCCCAUGUACUCCCAGGGUCAGGAGAACCCAGGAUAUGGGAUGACCUUACCCAACACGCAGGGAAUGUCGAACCCAUUUGGGGGGCCAGGGCCUGCUCCAGGGGGGAUGCCCUUCCCCACGCCAGGGGCAUUUGGUCAGCCCAUGUACUCCCAGGGUCAGGGGAACCCAGGAUAUGGCACUGCACCUUACGCUCCCAUGCCUGGGGCCUACGGUCAGGGCUUUGACAACCCAAAUCAUGACCCAAACACUGGUUACCACAGCGAUGAUCAACCCCCGGCCUUCAGUGACAAUAGUUCCUUCUCUCUUGGCUCUGGACUGGACGACAAGACCAUAAGACGAGCCUUCAUCCGGAAAGUCUUCAUGGUGUUGACCGUCCAGCUGAUGGUAACAUUCACCUUUGUGGCUGUCUUCACCUUUGUGGAGGAAAUCAAAGUGUUUGUCAGGGCCAACACAUGGACCUACUGGGUGUCCUAUGGCAUCUUCUUCGUCUCUCUCAUCACCAUCAGCUGCUGUGGGGAGUUUCGCCGUAAACAUCCAUGGAACCUGAUUGCACUAUCCAUCCUGACCCUGGCUAUGUCCUACAUGGUGGGGAUGAUAGCUAGUUUCUACGACACUGACUCAGUCAUCAUGGCCGUGGGCAUCACUGCUGUUGUCUGCUUCACCGUGGUUAUCUUCUCUCUCCAGGUCUGUAUCCAUCUCUGUCUCUCUCCCUCUCUAUCUCUAUCUCAAUUCAAUUCAAGGGCUUUAUUGGCAUGGGAAACAUGUGUUAACAUUGCCAAAGCAAGUGAGGUAGAUAAUAUAUAAAGUGAAUAUAUAAAG
Messenger RNA from Oncorhynchus keta (chum salmon), 1310 nucleotides. RefSeq names its product protein lifeguard 1-like. Gene Ontology annotation, cellular component: Golgi apparatus; membrane; endoplasmic reticulum. Gene Ontology annotation, biological process: negative regulation of apoptotic signaling pathway. Lineage: Eukaryota; Metazoa; Chordata; Actinopteri; Salmoniformes; Salmonidae. The coding region runs from base 297 to 1295 and encodes 332 amino acids. The record is from RefSeq and is a predicted model, not a curated record. The transcript has 5 exons.